Molecule: messenger RNA, 735 nt
Organism: Stegodyphus dumicola
Lineage: Eukaryota; Metazoa; Arthropoda; Arachnida; Araneae; Eresidae
Cellular component (GO): membrane
Source: RefSeq, a predicted model, not a curated record
CGGAAUCAAUCGUUUAAGAAAGCAAUAAAAGCAGUAAGCCCAGAUAUUAAAAAGAUAAAGCAAACAUUUUUUCUGGCUGAACAGGUAAAUCCUUCUCGAAACAUGGCUAUAAACUCUGCACUAACUUUCAUUUUUGGCCUUGCUCUCUCUUUGACAGUUGUCAAUUCAGAGCAGUCUUUCACAUGCGAUUUCGAAAGAGACACAUGCGGCUUCACAAAUGUAGAAGGUAACACAGCCACAUGGACAAGGAAAGAAAUCAAACUUGGCGGCAGAGAAGGCUAUGUCAUGACUGUUGAAUUGAACGAUACAACUGUCCAAAGUGCAAAAAUGGUAACGCCAUAUUUUGAGGUCCAUGAUGAAAUACCUGGGUGUUUCACUUUCGACUUUUAUACUUCUGGCAAUGGAAUCCAAUACUUUAACACACAACAGGAAAGGAACUUCGGUAUUGCUGCGAUAUGGUUAUUCGACAAAAAGUCCUCUGGAUGGCAAAAGGCUAGAGUCAGCGUCACCAUUGACGAGUCCACGAGAUUUAUCUUCCAUGCAGUGAUUGACCCAUCUGUUGGAGAAAGUGUAGUGGCCGUAGAUAAUGUUGUUUUGAAACUGAGCCAAUGCUGAGAAACUCUGCUAAUGGAAUCUCCGAUUUAAAAGUUUCGGCAGUUCCUCCUUUCAUCUGCAUAUGAUACAAGUAAUUUACACCAUAGAAUAUAUACAUGCUGCAAUAAAAGAUAAAAUUGA